GCUGACUGAAUUCCGUUACAAUGGGGAACGUCUUUGAAAAGCUGUUUAAGAGUCUAUUUGGAAAAAAAGAGAUGCGGAUUCUUAUGGUGGGGUUGGAUGCAGCUGGCAAAACUACCAUCCUGUAUAAACUGAAGCUGGGAGAGAUCGUGACAACCAUCCCUACCAUAGGUAUGUAUGUCAGCCACCUGCGGCUGGGCAGUUUACAGCUUGGGGGCUGA
Echinops telfairi (small Madagascar hedgehog) is the source of this 218-nucleotide messenger RNA. Its product is annotated as ADP-ribosylation factor 2-like. Gene Ontology annotation, biological process: vesicle-mediated transport; intracellular protein transport. The coding region runs from base 21 to 218 and encodes 65 amino acids. Gene Ontology annotation, molecular function: GTP binding; GTPase activity. NCBI's taxonomy places the organism in Eukaryota, Metazoa, Chordata, Mammalia, Afrosoricida, Tenrecidae. Gene Ontology annotation, cellular component: cytoplasm; plasma membrane. The transcript has a single exon. The record is from RefSeq and is a predicted model, not a curated record.